Messenger RNA from Bacidia gigantensis, 987 nucleotides. RefSeq lists its product as uncharacterized. The coding region runs from base 1 to 987 and encodes 328 amino acids. Lineage: Eukaryota; Fungi; Ascomycota; Lecanoromycetes; Lecanorales; Ramalinaceae. The transcript has 4 exons. The record is from RefSeq and is a predicted model, not a curated record.
AUGCAGUUGCUCGCUGCGCCAACUCGAGAAGAAGUUGACAAAGCGCAUGCCAAAGCGACAUGGCUUGAUAUUGGCGUCCCAAGUUUUCGAAACUUGCGACAAAUCUCGCGGUCAAAUUGUACGAUGUGGUCCGUACUAGCGCUGAGUUCUCUGCCUAUUCAUUUCUUAUACAAUUCCACUGUGUUUUCCAGCUUGACUGGCAAUGGGGUUGCUUUUGUCACUGCCCACGAAUCCUUCUUAGAGGGGCCUUCGUGGACGAAUGAGACGGCAACCCCAUUCAUCCCGGUGAUACAUGGUCAUGGUCCGCCCAAUACGACAACGAAUACUUUCGAAAUAAUCAGUGCCAUCCACAACGAUUACCGGAAUAAUACAUCAUUGUAUGAGAACCACACGACGUACGAGUGCCUCAGUGCGUACAUGAAUCCCUUCAGCUGGCGACCGAGACUUCUUAUCAUGAUUUCGUCGAACGAGUCUGUCUUAAAUAACAGCGCCACAUACAUAGACUGGGGCAUACAAACGAGCGCACCUGACGCAGUCGCUCAUUUGCUCUGUGAUGGUGAAACUGCCAUGUCUAAGAAAUGCGCUGCGCUUGAUACUCUUACAUCAGAUACCAUAGGUUGGUGGAUCAUAGGUACUGGACUCAGAACGCAGCGAGUAUACAACAGAAGUAUCAGCGUGACAAGUCUGUGGGCCAUGGGGUUCGGAGAAACCAAAGUCGAGGAAAUUGUGUCCUGGAAUCAAGCAAACGAGGGUAGGCUCGGCCUUUUCGUCAACAUCCUCAUCGCCAACAUAUGGCAGGUGGUGAUUGCCCUGGCGUACACAGCUCAUAAUGCUCUGCUCUCAUGUAUGUUGGUAGCUGAUGAAUGGGUGGGAUUUGCAACUGAUCGGAAGGGUAAUUCCCCUGGUAGUUGUCUAGCGCAACGUAUUUCCCAAGACGUUUCCCCAGAAUCAACGAUGCAUCCUCAAUUUGCUGAUACUGAGUGGUGA